AUGUCAGCCAGAAAGGGCUAUCUGCUCCCUUCGCCAAAUUAUCCCACAACAAUGUCAUGCUCGGAGAGCCCUGCCGCGAACUCUUUUUUGGUCGACUCUCUCAUCAGCUCCGCCAGAGGCGAGGCGGGUGGCGGUGGCGGUAGCGCGGGGGGCGGCGGAGGCGGCUACUACGCCCACAGCGGGGUCUACCUGCAGCCAGCCAGCGACCUGCCCUACGGGCUGCAAAGCUGCGGGCUUUUCCCCGCGCUGGGCAGCAAGCGCAAUGAAGCGCCGUCGCCUGGAGGCGGUGGUGGUGGUGGUGGUGGUGGUGGUGGAGGUAGCAGCGGGGGUAUGGGUCCCGGGGCUCAUGGCUACGCGCCCGCGCCCCUAGACCUGUGGCUGGACGCACCCCGCUCCUGCCGGAUGGAACCGCCCGACGGGCCGCCGCCACCGCAGCCACAACCCCAGCAGCAGCAGCCGCCCCCGCCGCAGCCGCCCCAACCCCCGCCACAGGCCACUUCGUGUUCUUUUGCGCAGAACAUCAAAGAAGAGAGCUCCUACUGCCUCUACGAUUCUGCGGACAAAUGCCCCAAAGGCUCGGCCGCCGCCGACCUGGCUCCUUUCCCGCGGGGCCCGCCGCCCGACGGCUGCACCCUGGGCUCAUCUAGCGGAGUGCCAGUGCCGGGCUACUUCCGCCUGUCCCAGGCCUACGGCACGGCCAAGGGCUUCGGCGGCAGCGGCGGCGGCGGCACGCAGCAGCUCGCCAGUCCCUUCCCUGCGCAGCCCCCGGGGCGCGGCUUCGACCCGCCGCCGGCACUGGCCACGAGCUCGGCGGAGGCAGCCGGGAAGGAGCGAGCCCUCGACUCCACGCCUCCGCCCACGCUGGUUUGCACCGGUGGUGGCGGCGGCGGAGGCUCGCAGGGCGACGAGGAGGCGCACGCGUCAUCCUCGGCAGCUGAGGAGCUGUCCCCGGCCCCCUCGGAAAACAGUAAAGCCUCGCCGGAGAAGGACUCCCUGGGCAAUUCCAAAGGCGAAAAUGCAGCCAACUGGCUCACGGCAAAAAGCGGCCGGAAGAAACGCUGCCCUUACACGAAGCACCAGACGCUGGAACUGGAGAAGGAGUUUCUAUUCAACAUGUACCUUACUCGAGAGCGGCGCCUAGAGAUCAGCCGCAGCGUCCACCUCACGGACAGACAAGUGAAAAUCUGGUUUCAGAAUCGCAGGAUGAAACUGAAGAAAAUGAACCGAGAAAACCGAAUCCGGGAGCUCACAGCCAACUUUAAUUUUUCCUGA
This is a messenger RNA of Arvicola amphibius (Eurasian water vole), 1272 nucleotides long. RefSeq names its product homeobox A10 (gene Hoxa10). Gene Ontology annotation, cellular component: nucleus. Gene Ontology annotation, biological process: regulation of transcription by RNA polymerase II. Gene Ontology annotation, molecular function: DNA-binding transcription factor activity, RNA polymerase II-specific; RNA polymerase II cis-regulatory region sequence-specific DNA binding. The record is from RefSeq and is a predicted model, not a curated record. Bases 1 to 1272 code for a protein of 423 amino acids. The transcript has 2 exons. NCBI's taxonomy places the organism in Eukaryota, Metazoa, Chordata, Mammalia, Rodentia, Cricetidae.